CCAGUCUCAUCCAAGUGUCCCUUAUAUAUACUUUUUUUUUCUUUUCAGAAGACCUGAAACACCACCAUGUCAGAUAAACCCAUCCUCCACUACGUUAAUGGAAGGGGCAGAAUGGAAUCCAUCCGAUGGCUUUUAGCCGCAGCUGGAGUGGAGUUUGAGGAAAAAAUAUUUGACACAAAAGAACAAUUACAAAAGCUAAGGGAAGGAAACAUGUUGCUGUUCCAACAAGUGCCAAUGGUUGAAAUCGAUGGGAUGAAACUAGUUCAGACAAGAGCAAUUCUCCACUACGUUGCUGAGAAAUACAAUCUUCUUGGGAAGACCGCGAAGGACAGAGCUCUGAUUAUUAUGUAUACAGAAGGAACGAUGGAUCUGAUGGAACUGAUCAUACUCUAUCCCUUCUUAAAACCAGAAGAGCAAAAACAAAGACUUCUUGAAAUUGCCAACAAAGCCAAAACCAGAUAUUUUGCUGCUUAUGAAAAGGUUUUAGGGGCUCAUGGACAAAACUUUCUUGUCGGUAACCAGAUGAGUUUGGCGGAUGUGCAACUGAUUGAAGCCAUUUUAAUGGUGGAAGAGAAAGUCCCCAAUGCGCUCUCUGGAUUUCCUUUGCUCCAGGCAUUCAAAACUCGAAUGACUAAUAUCCCCAAUAUUAAGAAAUUCCUGUCCCCUGGAAGCAAGAGAAAGCCUGUGCCUGAUGCUAAUUACGUGGAAAUGGUGUAUAAGAUCUUCUUUUAGUAAAAUGGCAAAUUGGCCGAUGUAAGAUAGAGAUUCUGCAUGUUUUAGAGCUCUUGAUGCCAGACACCAAUCAUGCCACUUCUGAUUCUCUGUGAUUCUUGCCUAGGUAGAGCUGUUGCCCAAAGGAGCAUUGCAGAGGAAGCCAACAUGCCCAGGAAUGGGGUUAGAGGGAAAGGGAAAGGCUCUCUCUCCAUUUACAGUCUUUUCUUUUUUUUCAAUAAUUGAAGGAUUAGAAUGUCCUUUCUGAAAACUUGGCUUUGAGUCAAACACUGAUCUAGGUGAAUAAAACCAUUGAUUGCUUGGCCUUUGGGGUAACUCUACCUUCUCUUUCUCUAAACCCUCUGGGAUUCCUCUCUUUCACUCCCUAAGCUUCCGGAAUGUGCCUCACUCUCCCCCUCUGUUCCCUAACCAUCACCUUCCAGAUGUGGCCUUGGGAGAGAGGACUUCCUCUACCAUGCCCUCGGAUGGAAAAUGUCCUUUUCUAAUAGAUUUCUCCUUAAUAAUAAUAAAAUACCACUUGCUAUCUGGUGGAUCCACUCAGUUGAGUCGAAGUCUCUCCCUCAUCCUUUAAUUUCUCUCCAUUGACCUUAAUUUCUCUUUGCUUGGCUUAAUUAAAGGAGAUGGUUUAAGAUAGUAGAUGAAAUAACAAGGGACUUUUAAAAGGAAUUCUAAACUGGUCUGCAUUAUCUCUAAUUCUGUAAGCUCCAUGAAGAUGGGGAUCGUACCUUAUCUAAACUGUCCCCCAACACCUAAGACUUCAAGUGCUUGCUGAAUAAAUGAAUUUUGUACCAUAAUUUGUGUGCUGAAUAUAACAUUCCAAGUUGGGUUUCUCUGAUUGUUGGGGCCUAAUGAACAGCAAAAUGUUAAUUAACACACUAGCCUAAGUCACAAUCUCCUGUAUCAUAACAAAUAAAACAGAUAUGUACUCAAAUAAAGGCUUUUAAUACA
Messenger RNA from Gracilinanus agilis (Agile Gracile Mouse Opossum), 1680 nucleotides. RefSeq names its product glutathione S-transferase-like. The coding region runs from base 67 to 732 and encodes 221 amino acids. The record is from RefSeq and is a predicted model, not a curated record. NCBI's taxonomy places the organism in Eukaryota, Metazoa, Chordata, Mammalia, Didelphimorphia, Didelphidae. The transcript has 7 exons. Gene Ontology annotation, biological process: xenobiotic metabolic process; glutathione metabolic process. Gene Ontology annotation, molecular function: glutathione transferase activity.